AUGGCAAUGUCAGCUGUUAAGGGUGACUUGAUCAAAGACAUUGAUGAUGUCAAAGACACAUGGCGUCUGUAUGCUAAGGUCCUCACUAAAUGGACCAUUCUGAAGAGGAUUCCUCCUUUUCCAAUAUGGAAACUUGGGCUUCUAUUAGUAGAUGCAGAGGCAUGGGGAGAUUUGGAAGAUGUUAAAAAUGACAACACGACAACGAAGAGGCUCAAGUUCACUAUUGCUGACAUCAACGAAAAUUCUAUCAAUGUUAUCUUGUAUGGAGAUUCUGCAACAAGAACAUUUAACUCUAAACCAGAUGAUCUUGAGCCUCCUAUUGUUGUGAUGGUUCGCUUUGCAAGGAUAUUAAAAGGGAAAGCUUAUGGCCACAUUACAAAUCAAUGUGAGGGCACAAAGGCUAUCUUUAACCCAGAUAUUGCUGAGGCUAGAAGUUUACGUGAAAGCCUUAAAGAGAAGCCUGAUGCAAGUCAAAGCCUCUCCCAAAUAUCAAAUUGUGUUGUCUCAACAUUGCCCAAUGAGUCCAUGCUAACAUUUCCAUGUAGGAUGACUAUUUCUCAAAUUUUUCAGCUGAAACAGAAAGGAGAGGUUGUUACAAAAGUUACGAUACAGAAGCUUGAGACUUUUUAUGGCUGGUACUAUGAUGGGUGUCCCUGUGACAAAAAGCCAUUGUAUGUCGCUGAUUCUGAUAAGCUUACAUGCCCCGGGUGCAACAAGGCCGUCUUGAUGACUGAGCCAAAGUAA
Molecule: messenger RNA, 744 nt
Organism: Neltuma alba
Lineage: Eukaryota; Viridiplantae; Streptophyta; Magnoliopsida; Fabales; Fabaceae
Exons: 6
Coding region: 1-744 (247 amino acids)
Source: RefSeq, a predicted model, not a curated record